UCACUAAGUUGCUGAUGCUGGCCUUGAAUUUGCAAUCCUCCUGCCUCAGCCUUUUGAGCCACUGGGAUUACAGGUGUGUGCUAAGGUGCCCAGCUGUGGUUUUUUAAAUUAAUGAACAAUACAAAUUAAUUGCCAGGAAAAAAGGGGGGAUAUAGGGAGGACCCAUAGCUUACAAAUGACUUAGAAGGGACUGGGGUUGUGGCUCAGAGGUAGAGUGCUUGCCUAGCACAUGUGAGGCACUGGUUUCAAUCCUCAGCACCACACAAAAAUAAAUAAAGAUACUAUGUACAUCUAAAUACUAUGUACAUCUAAAAGAUGUACAUUAAAAAGAAUGCAUAUUGAAAUACUCAGAGAAGAAAUGGUGUGAUGUCUUAGAUUUGCUUCACAUUAUUCCAGUAGCAGAGAUAAGGGUGGGUGAUAUCUAUGAUUGUUGAUGCAUAGUGGCAGGUAUAUUGGAUCAUUAUGCUGUUUCCUCUACUGGUUCUGGUUUGAGAACUUCCAUAAUGAUAAAAGUUAUUAUAAUUAUCAUGCCAUUAAAUUUCAAAUUCUAAGUAAAAUGGACCACUUUUAGAGUAAAAAUGACCAAGCCAGUUCAUAUAGAAAUAGACUAGUUCUUCUUGAUUAAAUAAAGUAGAUGAGAACACCACCGUUACCACCACCCUCAUCCACCAUGAAAAGAACUAAGCCAAGCUCACUCACAUGGCAGGAAAUAAUGCUAAAUAAAUAAAUAACAGCAUAUUAAAACAGCCAUGAAUUAAAUGAACAAAUAAACUAUGUCUGAGGAAUGAAAACAUGAUUUAACAUUGGAAAACACUUUCUACUGUAAUUCUGUAACAAAUUAGAAUAAUGUAUUAAUUUUCUAGGACUGCUACAAUAAAGUACUACAGACUGAGUAGUUUAAGUAGUAGAAGUUUAUUUCCUCAGUUCUGGAAGCUUGAAGUCCAACAUGAAGGUAUCAGAAGGGUUGGUUUCUUCAGAGGCCUCUUUAUUUGGCUAUAGAUGGCUGUCUUCUCUCUGCAUAUUCACAGUCUUCCUUCUCUGUGUGUAUGUGUGCUAAUCCAUUUUCACUGGUCAUAUUGGAUUAAGGCCUAUCCAUGUGAAAUCAUUUGACCUUGCCAUACCUCUUUACAGGCCCUGUCUCCAGUUAGAAUCAUGUUCUGAGGUACUGGAGGUGAGGGUUUCAACAUAUGAAUAUGGGAGAACACAAUUUAGCCCAUAACAAGAAAAAAAUAUUUGAUUGCAUCAAUGGGUAGAGAAGAAAACCUUUGAAAGAAAUUCAACACUAGUUCCAGGUAAAUUUUCUAGCAAACUUAGAAGGAAAUUUUCAUUUCUUAAAAUCUACAGCAAACAUACUUAAAUGUGUAUGUGUUAUUUGUGGGUGUGCCCUUUUCAAUUUCUUUCACCAGUGUAUUGAAUUUUCAUCUAGUAGGUUUUCCACUUUAUCAGUUAUUAUUUAUUCCUAGGUAUUUAUUUUUUGUAGCUUUGGUGAAUAGAAGUGCUCUCAUUAUUUCUUUCUCAAGAACUUUGUUAUUGGUGGCUAAAAGUACUACUAACUUCUGUAUGUUGAUUUUGUCCUGAAACUUCACUGAAUGUGUUUCAUUCCUAAUAGUCUUCUGGUGGAGUCUUUAGAUUUUUCUAAAUAUAGAACCAUGUCAUCUGCAAACAGGCAUAAUUUGACUUUCUCCCUUCUUAUUCGUAUGCUUUCAUUUCCUUCUCUUGUCUGACUGCUCUGGCUAAAACUUAAAGUACUGUAUCAAAUAAAAGUUGUGUAAGUGGACACUCUUAUCUUGUUCCAGAUCUUGGAGGAAAUGUUUUCAGGUUUCCCUACUGAGUAGGAUGUUGGAUGCAGGUUUGUCAUAUUCAGCCUUUAUUAUGUUGAGUUAUGAUCCUUCCAUAUUUAACUUGUUCAAAAUUUUUAUCAUGGAAGGAGGUUGAAUUUUAUUGAAUGCUUUUUCUGCAUCAAUUGAGAUAAUCACAUGAUUUUUAUCCUUUAUUCUGUUGAGGUGAUGUAUUAUGUUUAUUGAUUUGUGUAUGUGGAACAAUCCUUGCAUCCCUGAGAUAAAUCCCACUUGAUCACAGUGAAUGAUUAUGUAAUAUGCUGUUAGGUUCAAUUUGCUAGUAUUUUUUUUCCAUCUGUAGAUACUAUCUUAGAGAAGAAAAACACUCAUUGCAUUAACAUUAUGGGUUGGAGUUUCUUAUGUGAUUCCCAAAUCCAUCUAUGAUUUUUUUGUUUUGAUACAAUUUAUAGCCAUGGUAAGAAGACUAUCACAGACAGGCCUGGUUCAACUGUGGUCUUUAGUUUCAAUAAGUCCAUCCGUCAUGUAGUUGGCUGUCACUGCUAAAUCUAUUGCUUGCAGAAGCCUCAGAGCUCCGGGUUUGCAGAGUAGAAUGCUCACCAUUUAAGCUUUUUCCACAUACAGGACAUGUGUCAUGUAGUUCUAUCCGUGGUACAGUACAACUGCUGUGGAAGAAGUGAUUGCUAUAACUACUGGACUUCUUUUUCAAUUGUGUAAUCUUCUUGGCAUACUAGACAUUCUAAACCCACAUCAACUUUUACUCAGUUACUAUCACUGUUAGAAAAGAUGAAAUUAUUUUUUCCUCAUUGACUAGGGGAGACCCUAUGUUUUCCAGUUGUCCUAAAAGCUGAAUUACAAUGGCAUCAAACACUAUUUGACCCCAAGCACAGUUCCCAGGGUUGAAGUGCAGUAUCCUGCUCCAAUAAAAAGUGUAUGGGAAUCCAAGAAUUGCAGAAUUUGCAAAAAUCACGCAAGCAUCUGUUUUAUUUCCUCAAUAACUAGAGCUCUGUCAGGAUAGGGUUAGUAUUUCUUUGAGACCUAUAACUCUGAGUCAUUGGCAGCCUUGAAGGCUGACUUUGUCCCAAGAAGUCAGUGUGAGUUUGGUGACCCUUCUCAUUAGCUUUGUUAUCUCGGUCCAGUAGAUUGCUACUUAGAAAUGAUCUAAACUCUUGGAAAAACAUCAUGUGAUCCAAAUGGCCUCAAAGCUCUGUGAAAUGUGUUGAUUUGCUAUUUUUUAUCCAGCUGCUACCACCACCUGAAAAAACAGUAAUCUGGGGCUGAAAUUGCUCUUGUAAAAGUGGCUUAAAAACCCAUGUGUGGCUACAGCAGCACCCAUGUCUGCCCAAGUCACUGAACCCUCCACCAACUCCACCAAUUUUCUCUCUGCCAUAGCUGUGUGAGAGAGUGGCCAGCCAGUCCCUGACCAGGUCACCACCUUCCCACUGCUACCUCCUUGGUGCAUCCCACAGCUCCAGUGUCCACAGGACCCAGAGAGGUGGCAUCCUAGGCAGGAACCCAGCUGCCCACUUUCUAGCACCUAAGAAAAGUAGGAAAAAGAGUCCCUCAAUUUUAUAGUAUUUUCUUGAGACUUUAUUUGUACCUAUGUUCAUCAAGGAUAUUGCUCUGCAGUUUUCUUUGUUAUUGUAUCUAUAACAGAGUUUUGUGGCUCUUGUAGAAUGAGGUUGGAAUAGUUCUAAGAGAAAUGAUGUUAGUUCUUCCUUAAAUGUUUGGUCAAAAAUCUGAAAAUAAAUCUACCAUAUGAUCCAAGUGUCCCCUUUCUGCAUUUAUAUGCAAGGGUAAUAAAAUCAGCAUGCCAAAACGAUGCCUGUACUCCUAUUGUGGUGGUAUUCACAAUAGGUAAGAUAUAGCAAAAACUGAGGUGCUAACUGAUGUGUGAAUGGAUAAAGAAAAUGUGCAUGUAUACACAAUGGAAUACUAUUCAGCCAUAAAUAAAAAUGAAAUCCUUUCAUUUGCAGCAAAAUAGAUGGAACUUGAGGAUACUGUGUUAAGUGAAAUAAACCAUACACAGAAAGAGGUAAGUACUGUGUGUUCUCCUUCAUAUGUGGAAAGUGAAAAAAGAAGUCUCACCCGCAGCCUGCAUGGGGACAGAGUAAGUAACCCUAGGAGGUGUGGGCCAACUGGAAUUAAAAUUCUGAAAAGUAGUAUUAAGAAAAAACAAAGGACACAGAAAAAUAGGUUUAAAGCAGGGGUCUUGACAGGUGGAAGAGACUUGAUGGGUCUGAUUCUGACCAAGGGAAAAAGCUUGUGAAUGCUUUAUUUAUAGUUAAGGAAUUUAUAGUAUGGAAUAGUUUUUCAUGGUAAACAAGAAGUGGAGGCUGUGGGAAAGUUGGCCUGGUUGGAGACUUAUCACUUGUGCAGUAAUUCUUCCUCUUCCAGGCAGUUGGACCACAAGGCUAAUUGCGGCACUGGUGUCUCUCUCUACCUCCAGGGAGUUGUGUUUGAACCUAGGACUAUCUGAGCUAGUAAAUUCUGCAAUAUCACAGAAUUCUCUUUAAGCAGGAUGUUUGUCAAAGCAAUGAAGCAGUCUCAGAUUGAUAAAAUAAUAUUGAGAGUUCUCUAAGGGGCUCACCUCUGCUUAGAGAUGGCUCAGACUUGCCCACAAUUAAUUCGUGGAUUCCAACAAAAAAGUUUACUAGAGGGUGGGAAGAGAAGGGAAGGAAGGAUAGAGAAAGGUUGGAUAACGCUACCAAAGUACAGUUACACAGAAGGAAUAAGUUUGGGUGUUCAGCAGCACAGUGGGAUGACUAUAAUUCACAAUAACCUAAUACAUGAUCUUUUAUGAAGAUCUAAAAGAGAGGCAUUAGAAGCCUCUGAAAAUAAAUGACAUGGAGAGAGAAAUGCUAAUUAUACUGAUUACUUAAUAGACAGUGUUGAAAUUUCACAGUGUAACCCAUUCAUAUGUACAUUUAUUACAUGUUAAUAAAAAAUGCCUGUUAAAGUCAAGGAGAAGAUAUUGAUAUAUGCUAUCCAAAACUGUACUGGAACACAAAGCCAGAAAACUGUGUACAAAAUAAGUAAUAGGUAUUACCAUGGAAAGGAAAGAGAUAAUAUCUGGUGACUUAGACUUUUCAGGCUACUCUAAUAAAAUAUUACAGAUUGGGUAGGUUAUAUAAAUCAGAAAUUUGGGGUGGAUCCAAGCUGGUGGGCCAGAGGGAGGCAGCAUUCUGUGUCGCUCCGUGACCUGGAACUCAAGUAGUGAGAAUCUACUUCUCUGAGAGCAAUAUUCCUGCUCCCAUGCAGAAAUCAGGUUACCGUGCCCAUCCAGGGCUCCAGGCCUCAGCAUCACAGUAGGUCUCCCAAUUACUGCCCACGAAGGAUAACCAGGUACCCAAGUGGGACCAUGAGCACCCUGACAGAUAUCACUGUCACUGCUCCCACGCAGGGCACCCAGCAGCUUCCCACGCACAGGAACUCUGGCCACCACUCCCAUGUGGACCCCCAUCUACUAACGUGGGGCACCCCUGGUCACCGCCAUCUUGGGACUCUGUAGCAGUGGAGAUAGUCCCCCUAUGUGCCAUAGCUUGCCUGCACCUGGGAACCUCACACAGGCUCUGAAGUCAGCCACAGCCACACACUGCACUCCACAGAGCUCAUCUCUGAAUUCAUCGUCCAACAGAUCACUCGGCUCUCCCACCAGACCUGACACCCCAUCACCGAAAGCAGGCACCUCCAUCUUGGGUCACCUUUAUCACCAUCUUCAGUGGAGGCAACUCCCAGUUUGGAACUCUGUCUGGCCAGGCAGGUGAAAGCCCUGUUUUUGUGUGUGACAUCAGCAGAGGGAGAAGUCCCAAGAUCUUUUAAGAGUCAAGGUAAGGUAAAGACAUUGAAGGAGGAAUAAUGGUACCCCCCCCAAAAAAAAAACACCAGAAACAAGGGGCUCUGCGGAAACUCCCAUUAUGUUCCUGCUGUCAACUCUGGAAGGAUUGGCCAGAUAUGGUGUGCUCUCACUUCCUUCACGAGGUAAGUGCGGGUACCUCUGGGAAUUGAGGUCUUGAUCUGAAAGGAUAAUUUCAUGUCAGUAGGGGUUGGCUCAGGCCCUGUUGGGAAUAAGGAUGAACACCGUAAAGGAUGGCUGAAGAUAUGAUAACCCCACAGUAGAGUAGAUGGGACCUAACCAUGGGCAGAAAUGGCUGCAUGUGGCAUCUCUUCAUUUCUGUCUUAAGAGUCUCAGAGAAGUGAGAGCCUUGGCCUAAGGGUGUGACUGCAGGUCAGCAGAGGGAGGAGUCCCAGGCUCCAUUUGGUGUCAAGGACUGAAGACGUACCCAGUGCUACCUUGCCUAUGCUGACAGCUCUUGGAAGCCCAAAGCCUACUAGCCAGAUGUGCUGAAGUUCCAUCUUCAUGAUCUCAAAGAAUUGAGGACUUUUUCUGAGAGGGAGAUAAGGGUUCCUAAGGUACAAGCCAACCAGAAAGACAACAGACCUGUGAAACUCUAAGAUAUCACCUAAAGACAAGACUUGCUUGUGGUAUCCUAUCACUACACUUCUGCUCACACUCUUACCUGCUGCUUCCAACAAUAAUCAUCAUGCCUCGCUUUCCAAAACGUCCACGCCUCACCCUUGAGCAAGACUUCCAGAACCCAUUUGAUAUACAGGACUUGAUUAUUGCACAGGCUCCCACAGCUGAGAAGGAAGGUGAUACCUCCUCCUCUUCAUCUUCCUCUUUAAACUUGUCCUACCCCUCCUCCUCUCCUCCUUCACCCUCCUCUUCUUCUUCCUCUGCUUCCUCUUCUUCUUCUCUGAUUUUGGAUACCCCAGAGGAGGAGGAGCCUGUUGCUGCAAUGUGUAAUUCUCCCCAGAGUUCUCCCAAGACUACUCCCCCAAGUACUCCUCAGAGUUCUCCCAGGACUUCUCCCAACACUCAGAGCUCGCACUCCUCCCUGACUUCAUGGAACAAGUUAGAUGAAGAGUUCAGCAGCCAAGAAGAGAGUUCAAGCACCUUUCAGUCUUCAACCGAUACUGAAUUCUUGCCCAGAGACCCGCUUGAGGAGAAGGUGACUGAUUUGGUGCAUAUCCUGAUUCUGAAGUAUCGACUGAAAGAGCCCAUCACAAAAGUGGAAAUGCUCAGAGUUGUGACCAAAGAGUAUAAGCAUCAAUUUCCUGUGAUCUUCAAGAAAGCUACUAAGUGCUUGGAAGUGAUUUUUGGUAUUGAUGUGAAGGAAACAGACACCGCCAGCCACCUCUAUGCCCUUGUAAACUCACUCAACCUCACCUAUGAUGAGAUACUGACUAAUGACCAGAGCAUGCCUAAAAAUGGCUUCCUGAUAAUUAUUUUGGGUGUAAUAUUCAUAGAGGGGAACUGUGCCUCUGAGGAAAACAUCUGGGAAUUCCUGAAUAUGAUGGGAGUGUAUGAUGGGAAGGAGCAUUUCAUAUACGGGGAGCCCAGGAAGUUCAUCACUAGAGAUUUGGUGCAGGAAAAUUACUUGGAGUACCGGCGGGUGCCCAAUAGUGAUCCUCCAUACUAUGAGUUCCUGUGGGGUCCAAGAGCUAAAGCUGAAACCACCAAGAUGAAAGUUUUAGAAUUUUUGGCCAAGGUCAAAGGAAGUGACCCUAUUUCCUUCUCUAGCUGGUAUGAGGAGGCUUUGAGAGAGGAGGAAGAGAGAACUCAGGACAGAAUUGGUCCUGUAGAUGAUAGUACAGCCUUGUUCAUUGCCCAGCAUUGGUCAGCAGCAUCUCCUGCCCCUAGUGAAGAAUGAGGCAGAUUCUCUACUCUGUUUUUGAAGAAGGCAAUUAAAAUUCCAAGUAGAGGAGGGUCAGGGUCAUGUUCGGGAGAACACGGUGUAUAAUUUUCUGUUCCUGUUCUGUAUGGUGACAAUUACUAUCUUUUGGGGGGAGUACUUUUCAAGUGCUGUUUCUGUUAGAAUAACUAGCUUAAAUAACUAUUUAAAUAACUGUUAGAAUAACUAGCUUAAAAUCUAGUUUGAGUGACAUUGCUGUCUAUCACAUUUUGAGAAAAAAUAUGCAGUUAAUUUUUUUUAUUCCUUUAGCUCUUUUAGACUAUUCUGUAAAAUUAAAUGCAGUGAACUUGGAUUUGCUUGGCUUAUUCAAGAAAGUAUGAAAAAUAUCAUUAAAUCUUAAUGAAUUAAGGUC
Messenger RNA from Ictidomys tridecemlineatus (thirteen-lined ground squirrel), 7904 nucleotides. NCBI's taxonomy places the organism in Eukaryota, Metazoa, Chordata, Mammalia, Rodentia, Sciuridae. The record is from RefSeq and is a predicted model, not a curated record.